Molecule: messenger RNA, 4983 nt
Organism: Pieris rapae (cabbage white)
Lineage: Eukaryota; Metazoa; Arthropoda; Insecta; Lepidoptera; Pieridae
Gene: Ephrin
Product: ephrin-A4
Exons: 1
Coding region: 400-1176 (258 amino acids)
Biological process (GO): axon guidance; ephrin receptor signaling pathway
Cellular component (GO): plasma membrane
Molecular function (GO): ephrin receptor binding
Source: RefSeq, a predicted model, not a curated record
CGUAGAGCGGGGACAGCAUUCCAUUAGUUCGUCCGGCCCCCGCGCGGCGUUACGUUCACAGCUCCGCGUCUAUACAAAGAACGCCUCCAUGUUAAAAAUCUGUGAUGUAUUGAUUAAUUCCAACGUUAUUCAAACAUAAAAGACUUUCCUGUGCGAAAUCUAACGCGUUCCGUCUAUAACAAAAACAGUUUCAGUGAACAUUGUGCGUUUUAGAAGGGGCCACGUCCCGUGAAAUUCCACUUUUAUCGACACAUAGAAUCUUGUGUGCGAGUCGAACAUGGUGGACUGCGGCGCGAGUGAAAUCGUCUUAGUUGUGUUAUAAAUUCGUGAAUGUAAAAUACUAAAUAUGGAUUGGUAUAUGAGUGUUUAGAUAGUGUUCGGAUAAAUUGUACUGCAACAAUGGUAUCCUACGGUUACUUCGGGCUGCGCCAGACACCUUGGACGCUCCUCGUUUUAAUUUUCAUCGUCGAAAGCGUCAUGGGGAACUUCGCCAAAUCAUUCUACAUACAUUGGAACACCACAAACAGCAUAUUUAGAAUAGACAACACAGAUCACGUAUUCGACUUAAAUAAAGGAAACGCUCAGUUUGAAUAUGACCAAGUGAACAUAAUAUGUCCUUUCUACACUCCCGGAACGUUUGAGGACGACACGGAAAAAUAUAUUAUCUAUAAUGUAAGCAAAGAAGAAUAUGAUACGUGUAGAAUUACUAACCCAAACCCACGAAUCAUAGCGAUAUGCGAUAAACCGCACAAAUUAAUGUAUUUUACAAUUACAUUUCGACCGUUUACACCUCAGCCUGGGGGGCUAGAGUUUCUUCCAGGCAAGGACUAUUACUUUAUAUCCACGUCCAGUAAGGACGAUCUGCAUAGGCGCAUCGGAGGGAGGUGCCUUAGCCAUAACAUGAAGCUAGUCUUCCGAGUGUGCUGCAAGCCUGAGGAGGGGCAGGCUCCAGCUCCACAGACGCCUCCCCCUCCGCCGUUGCCACCCACUUUCCCCCCGACCACUACCACGACCACGACCGUGAAGCCAGUUACGAAAAAGACGCACAAGUAUGACAAAUCUCCAAACGAAGUUGUGAAAAGCGAGGAGCUCUCCUACUCUCGCGGGGCGGCCCUGGCAUCUUCUAUCGCGUUGGCUCUGGCUGCUAUCUUUGUACUGGCGCCACUGGUCCGGUGAAUGUGUGUUAAAGCGGCCCGGCGACCGCAACGCGAGGCAAAGCCCGACACACAGACUUUGCAUUAUCUGCGACCUGACUCUAUUAUCUAUGCGUGAAUCUGUGGGUGAUUAGUGACUUUCCUAGUAUCCAGUUCCGUGACGUUUACGUUUUAGUGUAAGCCUAAUGUAAGGCCUAUAAUCGAAGAUCUUAGAAGGUACUGUAGUUGCAUUAAAGGUUUUCGAAUCGUUAGGAUUAAAUUUUUUAUAUUUUCACUAACGCAAUGAAGGAUAUUUGAUUAAGGAUACAGUUAGGUCAUUUAGGUUUCAAAAGACUUUCCACCUAACGCUUAAUUUAACGAAAUUCGCGGCGAAAUUCGUCGCCAUACUGUGAUUUUUGGUUUUAUUUAGAAUGUAAUUUUCUAUUCUUUGUGAUAUCGAAUAUGUGCAUUUUUUUCUCGACUGAUUUUGAAGCUUUUUUUAUUGAUUUAACGCUAUUUUUUCGUGACUCACGUCAUUCACUCGUUUUGAGUUGGCAUUCAAAUCUUGCCAUAGUCUAAUUACCAUCUUGCAUUCAUCUGUUCUUGAUUUUAUCUGUAUCGGAUCAUCAAUCACAUAAAUACAAAAGAAUUCCACGAAAGAGGUUUUACACCACACGUACCUUUAUGAAUGCUGGCCGAAAAAAAAAGAAACAUUCCAAGAGGGCUGUCAAGCCACAGAUAAUAGAUGAUUUCUGAUACAGAUAAUCGUUCUUCAGCACAUCAGUGCCAUUACAAUUAAUAGUAAAAUAGUCAAGUAGUUGAAAUAGUCCGGUUUUCUUUUAGACAUACUCAUUUAGUGGCAGUCUAUAUUUUUAAAUAGCACUUAAGGUUUUCAAACGUUUGAGUUUCAUAUUGUAUUAACGGUAAUGCCAAUAAACAUAAUCUUCUUAGAAGCCCUGUGUAAUCUACGUAAUUAUGAAGUGGGUGAAAAAUAUCUUAUUUAACGUCGACUGAAGGUUGAAUAUGUAUAUCUGAAAUAACCAGAACUAUAUACGCAACAUUCAUUUUAACUCGGUGAAUUAAAACAGGAACAUAUUUUAAAUCCGUUCUAAAUUAAAAUGCGUCUUCGUAAUAAGUAAUAGAAUAAAGUUAAGCACGUAAUAAUCUAAAAUGAAAGCUAAUGCGUAUACAAUAAUAAUUAAUUGACCAAAUUCUCUUUGGCAAAUAAAUAAAAACGCUAACAUAUCUUAUUCGUUCUAAAUUUCAAUUAUCGUUUAAAAAGAACUAGAGACUGCAAUAAUUAUUUGUUACAAUCUUAAAUUACUAUACAAAGUCAGAGUUUCGUAAACUAAAACGCGAUUAGCAACACUUUCUAUAUUUAAACGAUUGAACUUAGAACAAAAAACAAUGAAUCAUAAAUACGUUCUAAAUUUAAAUUAUGACAGGCUAUAGGUAGAAUAUUUGCUAGGCCCAUAUCCGGUUACUAUCCGCCCCGUUUUUCGUAAGGUUUCUUUGUCUAAUUUCCGUUAUUGAGAUGUUACGUUUACAAAAACAAUCAAGAAAAGGGCACAGGCUAUAAACUUUUUUUUAUUAUUAUGCACUAUACAAUAUAUUUUCAAUCUAUGGUCGUUUUCCUGAGUUACUUUACUAACGUAAAAACCAAAUGCUUGUAAAAUAAAUAACAUAAUCUAUCAUGCGUUAUAUUGGAACGAGAACACAUUUGGUGAGAAAUACAUUUGGGGUAAGUAUAAGACAUUUUUGAAUUGAUUUUUUUUUGGGAAAGUCUAGCCCCUUCUGUGAUCCUUUUUUUUUAUAGAACAGGAUAUUAAAAUAGGAAUUAAACCGUUGAUUUGUGUUCAUAUAUUGAAUAAUCCAGAUUAUGGUCUCGACCUCGUAUUUAUAUCUGUAUCUUUUCUUUUAAUAGGCAGGUAGGUGAUCAGGCCUAGCUGACCCGGGAUUAGACUUACCUCACUAUGUUUUCUUUCCGUUGGAGCGAGUUUUAAAUGCACGUAUCGCUGGGGUUUUAAUGAUUCAACCUUAGGAUCCUAUGUCCUCCAGCUGGGGCAGAAGACAUCCAAGUAUACCAAGCCUGUUCGAUUCUUAGGUAUGUAUUUUUUUUAAUUUCGCUUCAAGUCAUUCCAAUUCGAAUAAACUCGUAGCUAAGUGUAUUCAACCACGUUUCCUUUGAGAGCUUGCUUGGCAAUGUCUACAUCUUUAAGCGUGACACAACCUAUAAACUGUGUUUAAAAUAAAUAAAUUGUAUCAUAGGACAAUCAUUAGUUAUUUAAUAUUUCAAAUCCAUUAAUUAAUCAAAGCCAUACAACAAAAAAGCUGAUCUUUGUCCGCCAUUUUGUCUAUAGGUUUCAAAGUUGAAAUAUUAAUACUGUUAAUUGAUUAAUAUAUUAAACUGCAACUUAAGAGGUUUUUCAGGUUAAAUUUAACAGCUUACAAAAAUGUUUUUAAGCCUAGUCCUUUUUAUUAUUGUUGUCUCUUUUCAUUAGAGCUUAAACGCGCUUUGUCAGAAAGAGACGGAUGAUGUUUGUCUGUUAGAUGUUAUUAGUGGCAGCUUCUCACUUCGUCUUAGAUAUUUUUAAAGGAAAUGUGAAAUAUCAGAGACUUUUUUUACAUUUACGGAUAACAGAGUCCAAUGUGCUUUAAAUCGAUUUUAGUAAAAUGAAACAUACGUUUCUGAGAUUAUUCCUUAUUUAAAAUGGACUUCAAAUGGCUGUCAAAGUAAAAAUUAGUCCCUUCCAUCUGGAACGCAUAUCUAUGCGUGAACUAAAAACUACUUAAUAGAUUUUAAUGAAACUUUUUCUGUUAACUUAUUUAUUAUGACAUUAACGAAAUAUUUAAAAAUAUGGAUUUUUUUUUGUCACGGAAACAAAAAAACGGUCAGACUAUUCACAGAGCGUGCUUGCAUUUACUUUGCACCUAAUUCGGAUUUCAAUUUGUUUUUGAUAUAAAUAAUAUAUGUAUGGUAUUUAAAAAUCAAAAUUACCACGUAGCAAACCUCAAAUGCGACGCCAUCUUGUCUAGAGACGCGCUUUGGCGGGUUAUUGAAGUUAUGAUUUUUACUUUUUAAAGUCGCAUAAUUAAAAACAUUUGUAUCGGUUCUUUAGUUACUAAUAAAUUUGUUAUUUAAAUCAUUUCGAUUAGUCUAUAUUUUAAAUCAUUCAAUUCAUGAAGUGAACAUAAUGUCCUGGUUAGAAAGUUAUUUGAAAUUUAAGGUUUUUGAAACGAUUCACAGUUUAUAUAACAAUGGUUUAUGCUUGAGAUAUGACAGUUGUCAAAAAGCAUCUUUUAUACUAGUAUAGACUAUGAAUGCUCUUCUAUGAAUUAUCCAUAAAAUCGAUUCAAUUAAUCCAAAUAGACUUCUGAAAAAAGAAACUUUCAGCGAACCCUGUCCCGUGCUGGCUUUCAUCUGCAGCAGGCCCUCCUGCACUCUGUCCAAUGAGUACCUAGGCUGACCUAUUGGUCUCACUAGGCCGGCCGGCCGGUAAGCUUCCUUCGCCGCCCGAUCUUGGCCUAAGCUAAGUUAAUAUUCUUAAACUAGUAAUUUACCUUCUGUAAUACGUCGCACGACAUUUUUAAGGAGGUUUUGCCACGCAAGAUCCUUGCGGAACAAUUUUCCCAAAAAAAAAAUUUUUUUUCUGUAAUCCGAUGAAUACAUACGGUUAUGAUUUGAAACCUUCAACUUCAUACAAUUAAACGUCCAUCAUCCAUGCACAAAUGAAUGCAUUAAUUAACUUAUAUAAUAACAAAUAUACGGAAAUAUACUUAUAUAAAUCAUUAUGAAAACCGGGGCUAGUAACUCCCAAUAGCAGUAGUGAUCCUUUCAAACUUAGUCUGC